Molecule: messenger RNA, 1121 nt
Organism: Salvia miltiorrhiza (redroot sage)
Lineage: Eukaryota; Viridiplantae; Streptophyta; Magnoliopsida; Lamiales; Lamiaceae
Product: ubiquitin-conjugating enzyme E2 11-like
Exons: 5
Coding region: 287-733 (148 amino acids)
Biological process (GO): protein polyubiquitination
Cellular component (GO): nucleus
Molecular function (GO): ubiquitin conjugating enzyme activity
Source: RefSeq, a predicted model, not a curated record
AAGGUUUGGUUUGUAGACGUUAGACUCUCUCCCUCUCAAUAUUAUGUGUUGUUUCUUGAGUUUAUUCAAAUCAUCCUAUAUAUUUUUUUUCGCCGUUGAAUUUACUAUAAUUAUGCAUGUCGAUUUGAUUCUGGAGUUGUGAUGUGAAGCUCGCAUCGUUUUUUCGAUUUUCUUUUAUUGGAAAGGGUUUCCGCUGCGAUUUGCUUCUUUGUUUCUUUUUUUGCCUUUUUCCUUUUGUUUUGUUUUCUUGAAGCGAAGGGGGUUGUAAUUCGAAUAAGAAGACGUGAUGGCUUCCAAGAGAAUCCAGAAGGAACUGAAGGACUUGCAGAAGGACCCUCCUGCUGCCUGCAGUGCUGGGCCUGUUGGCGAAGAUAUGUUCCACUGGCAAGCCACUAUUAUGGGUCCUCCAGACAGUCCUUUUGCUGGAGGAGUUUUUCUUGUGACUAUUCAUUUUCCGCCAGAUUAUCCAUUCAAACCACCAAAGGUAUCUUUCAAAACUAAGGUUUACCAUCCAAAUAUCAACAGCAAUGGUAGUAUUUGUCUGGAUAUUCUCAAGGAGCAGUGGAGCCCUGCCCUCACAAUAUCAAAGGUGCUGCUUUCUAUCUGUUCCUUGUUGACUGAUCCGAACCCAGAUGAUCCUCUUGUGCCUGAGAUUGCUCAAAUGUACAAGAGCGAUCAGGCCAAGUACGAGAAUACUGCACGAUCCUGGACUCAGAAGUAUGCUAUGGGUUGAAGUAUCUUGAUUUGGAGUUGGACUGAGUAGCAUCGUUUUCCUAUUGCCGGUGGUAGUAAUAAUAGUAGAAAAAACAACAUAUGCUGACACUAAAAGUUCUAAUCAGUUUACUAAAUCUCCUAACGUUCGAAGGUCUGAAUAGGUUUUGCUCCAUUGGAUUGCUGUCUGAUAAAUUGAUGUCUAUAAAUCGUUAGCUUUACCUAGCCAUUUGAUAUGAUUGCAAAUUGUUUAUGCCAUGAAGCUGCUGGGCAUUGUUCAUCUUCUAAUCAGUUCACUGAAUCUUUUAACGUUUGAAUGUCUGAAUAGGUUUUGCUCCAUUGGAUUAAUGUUUGCUCUCUGAUAAAUUGACAUGUUUAUAAAUUGUUUGCUGCCGGGCAUUGUAUCUCAA